CCUUAAUCAUUAGAUUUCAUACGAGCGAUAUCAAAUCUGGUUACCAAUAUGUAGAGGCCUUAUGAAAGAACUAUAUGUGGGGAGAGUAAUUGCUUGACGAGAGUGUGCUAAGGAUCAAUCUCGACAUGAUUUCAUCUAAUUCGUGACUUCUCCUGGCAUGGAGUAGCUGUUUACAGCAGUGCUGACCAUUAUUCCCACGUAAACUUCGAACUUGUGUCCUCCAGUCGAUUCAGUGUUUGGAGCAGAAUGGUAGAUGAUUCAAGUGUGAACGUGUAACAGUAUAGCCACAAGUCUUGCUCAACAAGACGUGUUACAAUGGGGGAUGAAGCGAAAGGCGAGAUUGAUGUCACCGUGACGCCCGCCGUGUCUCGUGCUUCGCUUCAGGAACCAGAUGAAGAUGCAGGGAAGUGCGGCUAUGGAGACUGUACACCCAACUGCCUCCAGAGAUUCCAUAAUCCUCCUUGGUUGCUGGCUUCCUUAUGCUUCAUGGUCAUUGUCCAAGGUUUCAUUGUGACUGGUCUGAUGGGUUCCGUCAUCUCCACCCUAGAGCGUCGUUUCAACCUGAGUAGUACACAAACAGGCUUGAUUGCAACAACGUAUGAUAUGUCUGUCGCCCUGGUGUUGAUUCCAGUCACUUAUUACGGCGGUCACCAGCACAAAGGCAAAUGGCUAGCGUACGGCAGUAUAAUAAUGGGUGUUGGCUCCCUUGUGAUGGUUAUUCCCCAGUUUACCACAGACGUCUACAAGAUCGGGUCGUCCCACCUUACAUACUGUUCAGCUUCCUCUGUAAACACGACUGCAAGACCUGAAUGCCUGACCAAUGAAAACUUAAGUGAUUACAUCUACGUGUUCAUCCUGUCUCAGUUCCUGAUUGGUCUCGGUGCCUCGCCAAUGUUUUCACUCACUUUUGUCUAUUUGGAUGAGAACCUGUCAAGUGAUUCGUCGGCACUGUAUAUAGGGAUUUACUACGCUGUGAGUAUCUUGGGUCCAGCGCUUGGUUUCCUUCUCGGUGGUUACUUCCUCAAUACAUAUGGAGAUGUCGGAUUUGUAGAUGUCACCAGCCUAGCUAUUACAAAAGAUGACCCACAAUGGUAUGGAGCAUGGUGGAUAGGCUAUAUCCUUUGUGGCAUCCUGGCCUUGAUUGCGGCAUUCCCACUCUUCUGUUAUGCUCGGGAAUUACCAGGCGCAGCAGCGAGGCGGCACAAAAGCUAUAAAGAAACUGAUGAACACUCUAAUGAAUCUGGUUUUGGGACCAGCUUAAAAGACCUCCCAGCAGCUUUAAAAAACAUUUUCCAAAUACCGACAUUUGUGUUAUUAGCACUCUGUGAUAGUCUCGAGGCUUUAGCGGUUGCUGGGGCUGCCACGUUUAUGCCAAAGUACCUCGAGACCCAGUAUGGACUGAGUUCAGGUUUAGCUUCUAUAGUAGCAGGUGGUGUCAUGAUCCCUGCAGGAGGUGGCGGUGCCAUCCUUGGCGGCAUCAUCAUCAAGAAGUGGAAACUUGGAUGCAGCAGCAUCAUGAAGGGCUGCAUCGUUGCCCUCACACUCUCAUCAUUCUUCACCAUCGCUGUCCUGGCUAGCUGUCCCAAUAGAGACAUUGCUGGUGUAACUGUGCCAUAUUUUACAAAUACCUCCUUGACAACGAUAAGUAGUUGCAAUGCAGACUGCAAUUGUAGAUUUUACGCCUACGAUCCAGUCUGUGCCGACGAAAGGAUAGAGUACCUGACUCCUUGCUUUGCUGGUUGCACCAACUUCACAGGUCAGACGCAAUCCUGUCGUUGUACCGAGGGCACCAACCAGAUAUUAAAGUAUGGGGCGUGUCCAGCAACUUGUACAUUCCUGCCACUCUUCCUAACUGCUCUCUUCUUCAUCAUAUUCUUUGGCUUCUGCGCUUCAACACCAACCGUCCAGGCAACUUUAAGGUGUGUUCCAUUCAAGCAGAGGUCUUUAGCGACAGGCGUGUCUUGGAUCUUCGUCCGAUGUCUUGGUGCCAUUCCCAGCCCAUUGAUAUUUGGGGCCCUGCUAGAUGGUGUCUGCCUUAAAUGGGGGGAGCACUGUGGAGAGAAAACGUCAUGUCAGAUCUACGCCAAUGAACAAGCGAGCUAUCGUGUUGUCAUUGGAGUCCUCAGUUGUAAGGUCAUGGCCGUCCUCUUCAUGGUGUUGGCAUGGAAAAUGUACCGACCGCCUCAAGAUGCUGAACCACUCGAGAAUCAUGUCUACCUGGAAGCAAAGGGGGAGACAAAUAUGGCACUUGACAUGGAUGGGACAGCUCCCAAUGGGGAUGUGAACUCUAUGGUGAAAUUAGAUAGCACUGGAUCUAAUGGUGGUCCAGUGUCCAGUCGUUUGUAAAAUGUAUAAUGUGAUUCCUUUAGAACUUGUGUAUUGGGACCAAUAAUGUGAUGUUGCAUUGUGCGUUAAUUGUGUCAUGAAAUAGUUUCUUUAUUACUUAUACAGACUUGAAAAAAAUAAUACAUUGAUUUAUGAAUAUUUCUGAAAAAUAAUGUUGUACAAAGCACCUACUUUUUGAUUCUGUCCAUUGCCCGUGCCAUGUUUUGUCAAUAAAUGUCCAAUCUUAUUUGUAAAUAUUCUAUUUAAUAAAUUAUCUGUUU
Lineus longissimus is the source of this 2606-nucleotide messenger RNA. Its product is annotated as solute carrier organic anion transporter family member 4C1-like. Gene Ontology annotation, molecular function: protein binding. The transcript is spliced from 12 exons. Gene Ontology annotation, cellular component: plasma membrane. Gene Ontology annotation, biological process: sodium-independent organic anion transport; transmembrane transport. The record is from RefSeq and is a predicted model, not a curated record. The coding region runs from base 316 to 2346 and encodes 676 amino acids. NCBI's taxonomy places the organism in Eukaryota, Metazoa, Nemertea, Pilidiophora, Heteronemertea, Lineidae.